AUGUGCAGCAGAUCCAAGCCAAUGGCCUCGCUUUUGCUGCCAUUCUUGGUGACGGACCAGCUGAAGAAUGUGCAGCAGAUCCAGGCAAAUGAAGGUGCUUUUGCUGCCAUUCUUGGUGACGAAUCGGUCGUGACCUGGGGUUAUGCUGCCUAUGGUGGUGACAGUAGUGCUGUGCAGGACCAGCUGAAGAAUGUGCAGCAGAUCCAAGGCACUGGCCUCGCUUUUGCUGCCAUCCUCGGCAAUGGAUCGGUCGUGACCUGGGGUGAUGCUGCACACGGUGGUGACAGUAGGGCUGUGCAGGAUCAGCUGAAGAAUGUGCAGCAGGUCCAAGCCGCAUGGGGCAGUGAUGGUGGUGGCGUGGCACUUGCUGCCAUUCUUGGCGAUGAAUCCGUCGUGACCUGGGGUAGUGCUCGCCAUGGUGGUGACAGUAGUGCUGUGCAGGACCAGUUGAAGAAUGUGCAGCAGAUCCAAGCCUCUUUCGGCGCUUUUGCUGCCGUCCUUGGCGAUGGAUCGGUCGUGACCUGGGGUGAUGCUAGCCGCGGUGGUGACAGCAGUGCUGUGCAGGAUCAGCUGAGGAAUGUGCAGCAGAUCCAGGCAAAUGAAGGUGCUUUUGCUGCCAUUCUUGGUGACGAAUCGGUCGUGACCUGGGGUGAUGCUGCCUAUGGUGGUGACAGUAGUGCUGUGCAGGACCAGCUGAAGAAUGUGCAGCAGAUCCACGCCACUGGCCUCGCUUUUGCUGCCAUCCUUGGCGAUGGAUCGGUCGUGACCUGGGGUGAUGCUAGCCGCGGUGGUGACAGCAGUGCUGUGCAGGAUCAGCUGAGGAAUGUGCAGCAGAUCCAGGCAAAUGCAAGUGCUUUUGCUGCCAUUCUUGGUGACGAAUCGGUCGUGACCUGGGGUAGUGCUCUCCAUGGAGGUAACAGUAGUGCCGUUCAAGACUAG
This is a messenger RNA of Symbiodinium sp. CCMP2456, 939 nucleotides long. The record is from the annotation of a GenBank genome assembly. Lineage: Eukaryota; Dinophyceae; Suessiales; Symbiodiniaceae.